Molecule: messenger RNA, 1566 nt
Organism: Aspergillus affinis
Lineage: Eukaryota; Fungi; Ascomycota; Eurotiomycetes; Eurotiales; Aspergillaceae
Product: amino acid transporter
Exons: 7
Coding region: 1-1566 (521 amino acids)
Biological process (GO): transmembrane transport
Cellular component (GO): membrane
Molecular function (GO): transmembrane transporter activity
Source: RefSeq, a predicted model, not a curated record
AUGUCAUUCACCAUGGCUCGAUAUCAUGCGUCAGACAGUCACUUCGAGUUGAGCUCGGCAAUUGCUAAGGAACACACCGUUUGUGACAAGAGCAACGUAUCUUCAUCCAACAAAGAUGCCAUUGAACUUGCCAGAAUCGGAAAAAAAGAGGUUUUAAAGACCCCCGAUGUUGACUUCACUCUUAGCGGCGGCCCUGCCGGACUGGUAUAUGGAUAUAUUGGUGUCUGGAUUGGCUUUGUGAGCAUUUUCGUCGCAAUGGGAGAAUUGGCAAGCAUGUUCCCUUCGGCCGGAGGACAAUAUCAUUGGGCAUUUCUUCUUGCUCCCAGGUCAUCCCGGCGAUUCUUAAGUCACGUUACCGGCUCCAUCUGUAUACUAGCAUGGACUGCAGGUCCAACAGCAACUAUCUUUCUGGCGGGCAGUGUUCUGCAAAACGCUGUCGCAAUGAAUAUCCCCGAGUAUGACCCUAAAGGCUGGCAUGUCACAUUCAUAAUGUGGGGGGUCUUGCUCAUCUGCACGGUUUUGAAUACAUGGUUGGGCAUGAUCUUGCCGGUCAUUGAAGUGUUCAUUCUCAUCGUUCAUGUGCUUGGUUUCUUCGCCGUCUUGAUCCCGCUCGUCUAUCUCGGUCCGCGGGCUGAUCCACGCUCUGUCUUCACCCUGUCAUUCAAUUAUGGUGGUUGGCAUGACAUUACUCUCGCAACGUUCAUCGGUCUCAAGGGAACAGUUGCUGCCUUCCUAGGCACGGACGGCGCCGUUCAUAUGGCCGAAGAAGUCGCGAACAGCAGUAUGGUCGUACCACAAUCCAUGGUCCUAUCGAUCUUGAUCAACGGCCUCCUCGGGUUCGGCAUUCUGAUCGCAUUUCUCUUCACCGCGGGAGAUCUAUCCGCGCUCAUCCAAUCCAACGCCGCGUACCCAUUCAUGGACAUCCUAGCCAACUCGACCAAAAGCAAAGGCGCUGCAAUCGUUCUCUCCAGCAUGAUGGCCAUCCUCCAGGCUUGCGCAGGAGUCGGCGCCAUCUCGUCCGGUAGUCGCAUGCUGUGGUCUUUCUCGCGCGAGCGCGCCAUUCCAGGCUGGCGAUGGAUCCGUCAAGUCAACUCCCGAACCUCCGUCCCCUUCCACAGCACCUGCAUCAUCGUCAUCGCCGUCGGCCUCCUUAGCCUGAUCAACAUCGGCUCCUCUAUCGUCCUCAACAUCAUCCUCUCCCUCGUCCUGGAGGGCUUCUUCGCCUCCUACCUCAUCUCCCUCUCCCUGCUCCUAUACCGCCGACUACGGAACGACAUCGCCUUGCCGCGCGACGACGCCGGCGGCGACAGCAGCCGUCCCAGCCCGAAACCUUUCUUAUGGGGACCCUUCCGAGUAGACGGCUGGAUCGGAGUCGCAAACAAUAUCUUUGCCAUUAUCUUCACGGUCAUAAUGAUGUUCUUCGGGUGCUGGCCGCCCAUGACAAAUCCCAAGCCGGCGGAUAUGAAUUAUAGUAUCGUUAUCUUCGGCGGGGUUACUAUCCUAGCGGUGGUGUAUUAUCUGGGUUGGGCGAGAAAGUAUUAUCAUGGGCCUGUGAUUGAGGUGUAA